This is a messenger RNA of Colletes gigas, 2154 nucleotides long. It is a transcript of the gene Dgkepsilon, whose product is annotated as diacylglycerol kinase epsilon. Gene Ontology annotation, molecular function: ATP-dependent diacylglycerol kinase activity. Lineage: Eukaryota; Metazoa; Arthropoda; Insecta; Hymenoptera; Colletidae. The transcript is spliced from 11 exons. The record is from RefSeq and is a predicted model, not a curated record. The coding region runs from base 125 to 1711 and encodes 528 amino acids.
GUACCUAUCUUCAAAUCAGUGUUGAUUAAAAUGCGGUAGGUGACGAAUGAGAUUCAAAUGAUUUUCAGAAUUUAAAAGAGGGAACCAUCAUAAUUUUUGGAAGGAAUAAAAUUUGCUCGAAAACAUGUUAGAGGAAGGAUUAACUACCGUUGUUUUACCUACAUUAUCUACUAUGAUCUUUUUCAUAUUUACAUUAAAUUUGUUUCGAUACCUUGUAGGAAAUCCUUGUAUUCAUAUUAGGGAUGUUACUAAAGAGCAUAAUUGGAAAUCUAUUACAAGAAAAAAUAAGGCAUAUUAUUGUAACAUUUGUGAAGGUUUAUUAUUAAAUGUGGAUGGAUUGAUCUGUGAUUCCUGUGGUAUUUGUGUCGAUCAGUCUUGUAUUAAGAUCGCAGAUAAACAAUUAAAGUGUAAAGUUAUUAAUUUAAGCACAAAUGAGUCAAUGAAACAUCAUUGGAUAAAGGGUAAUUUACCUCCAAUUGCUACGUGCGAUGUUUGUAAAGAGGAAUGCGAUUUAGAACCUGGAUUAAUAGAUUGGUGGUGUUGUUGGUGUCAAAGAUGCAUUCAUGAAGCUUGUAGACCUAUAUUAUCAGAAACUUGUGAUUUUGGUAAAUUUAAAUUAAUGAUAAUUCCACCAACCAGUUUAGAAGUUGUACAUCAACGUAGUACUGUAAGGCGUAGGUUACAACUUCGUACAGUUAUACCACCAAAUUGGCCUAAUUGGAAACCACUUAUAGUUGUCGCAAACAAAAAAUCUGGUAAUAAAGAUGGAGCUGAAAUUUUAUCUUUAUUCAGGAAGUUAUUAAAUCCUGCUCAAAUUGUUGAUUUAUCUGAACGUGAUCCGGUUGCUGCUCUUGAAUGGUGUAGACUACUUGGAAAAGUAGCAUGCACAGUCCUUGUAGCCGGUGGAGAUGGAACGAUAGCUUGGUUAUUAAAUGCCAUUCAUAAACUUCAGCUGCAGCCAGUUCCAUCUGUAGCAAUAAUUCCUCUGGGAACAGGAAAUGAUUUAUCAAGAGUAUUAGGGUGGGGAAAGGAACACGACCUAAAUAAGGACCCCGCGGAUAUUCUGCAAGAAAUACAAGUAGCACAAGAAGUGAAACUCGAUAGAUGGACUGUGGUGGUGAAACCUUCUAGUGGAUUGGGAUUUAGAGGGUCGCAUCAGACGUUUCAUAUGUAUAACUAUGUAAGCGUGGGAGUAGAUGCACAAGUGACGUUAAACUUUCAUCGUACAAGAGAAAGUUGUUUUUAUUUUUAUAGUAGUAGACUGUUUAACAAGCUACUGUAUUUAUGUUUCGGUACUCAACAAGUAGUAGAAAGGGAAUGCAAGGAUCUUGAUAAAAACGUAGAAUUAUAUUUGGAUGGCAGGAAAAUCGAUUUGCCCUCUAUUGAGGGUAUUGUGAUAUUAAACAUUCCAUCUUGGGCAGCAGGUGUUGAUCUUUGGAAUACAGGAUUAGAAGAUCAUGAAGAAUAUGAAGAGCAAAGUAUUAAUGAUGGGAAGUUAGAAGUGGUUGCUCUUUAUUCUUCGUUUCAUAUGGGUCAACUUCAAGUAGGACUUUCUCAGCCUUAUCGCGUUGGUCAAGCUAGUACUAUAAAGGUCAAAUUAUUAAAACCAUAUGCUAUGCAAAUUGACGGUGAACCCUGGUAUCAACAUCCUUGUGAAUUUAAUAUUGCAUACUGCAACAAAGCAUCUUUGUUGAUGAGUACGGUUAACUAAAUCUUAUUCUUGGAACUAGAAGAUUCCAUUUAAUGAAUCAUAAGAUUACAAAAAUAUUUAAUACAAUCUGACGAUACAAAGCGUAGAUUAAUGUAGUAAAGAUAACGAACCAAAAUUAUUAAAUGUAAACAAAGAAAGAUCUAGUCACUAUUCUACAAAAAUGUAUAAACUGUACAUUAUGCUUCGAAUAUGUGAAAGGUAAUUUAUAAUUUUACUCAUAUUUGUUCCUUUUAUUGCAUGAACAUUAUGAUGUCACGGCAAUUCCUUAGUAAAAGUCUUAAACAUAAGUGCAUAGUGUGGUAGGCAAUCUGAACGUUGUAGCACAAAAUUAUUUUUAUAUCUUUCAUUAUAUCUUUAUGAGAAUGGUGAUGUUUCCGAAACUUUUCAUGGACUUUUAAUGAGGAACUCCCGUAUAUCUUAUUUUAUACAUAAUAAAUAAUGAU